Dermacentor andersoni is the source of this 646-nucleotide messenger RNA. Its product is annotated as cytochrome c. The record is from RefSeq and is a predicted model, not a curated record. NCBI's taxonomy places the organism in Eukaryota, Metazoa, Arthropoda, Arachnida, Ixodida, Ixodidae. Gene Ontology annotation, molecular function: electron transfer activity; heme binding.
AGACGCAUGCGCAGUGUGCGCAAGUGCGGCGUGGCUGGUUCUGCCGCCAGCCAGUGGGUGACCUUCCUUGCAUUACUCCGAAGGCAGCGGCAGCGAGUUAACCUUGCGAGGCCAUGGGCGAUAUCCCUAAGGGUGACCCCGAGAAGGGCAAGAAGGUAUUUGUGCAGCGGUGUGCACAGUGCCACACAGUUGAAGCUGGCGGCAAGCACAAGACAGGCCCCAACCUGCAUGGUCUCAUUGGGCGCAAGACAGGUCAAUCUCCAGGCUUCAGCUAUACAGAUGCCAACAAGAGCAAAGGGAUCACCUGGAACAAGGACACGCUGUUCAUCUACUUGGAGGACCCAAAAAAGUACAUUCCGGGCACCAAGAUGGUCUUCGCUGGCCUCAAGAAAGUGCAAGAUCGAGCUGACUUGAUAUCCUACCUGGAGCAGGCCACAAAGUAGAAGCAAUGCAUUGGAAACACCGGUGACAAGCUUGGGGCACUGCCGCCUCCACUCCUAACCAUUGCCAUACCCAAGAGUAAAUUAUCACCAUUUUCCAUCUGUUGUUGAGGGGCAGUGUCUCUUGCUGCAAGGACAAGUUAGAAGCUGUUACAGGGCCCACGCUGCCACUACAGUAAUAAAUGUUUGCAGUUUUACCACUGUUA